Messenger RNA from Pyricularia grisea, 465 nucleotides. RefSeq lists its product as uncharacterized. Lineage: Eukaryota; Fungi; Ascomycota; Sordariomycetes; Magnaporthales; Pyriculariaceae. The coding region runs from base 1 to 465 and encodes 154 amino acids. The transcript is spliced from 3 exons. The record is from RefSeq and is a predicted model, not a curated record.
AUGAGCCAUAGAAAGGUUGUACGGACCGGACCUGUAAAUUUCAACAUCCAGUGCAGCCAUUAUACCCCUCCGUUUCCCCCGACCAUCUAUUUUCAAAGAUUCCUAUCCGAGCAGCAGCUCAGCUUCAAGGUGCGUCAGGUUUUGUUCCACACACAGCAAACAAACAAGACCUUUCUCCUGGAACCCCGCAUGCAAGGCCAGACCGCGAAUGAGGCCUGGUGGAACAAGUUUUCGGCCGAGAAUGACGGCAUCAUAACCCGCAUCGCCACAGUAGUCGACGAACUUUGGGACUUUCGAUCUGAUAUCUUCUCCUCUGGGAGCGUCGACUCCAAACAAAAUCUGCACGCCGAGUCGCUCAAAGAGCACUUGCCACUGCGAAAGCUUGGGGAUACGAUGUUCCCAAAGGUUACAAACGUAUAUAAUAAGCUGGACAAGUUGCGAGAAAACGAGUGGAAGAAGGGAUGA